This is a messenger RNA of Carica papaya (papaya), 781 nucleotides long. RefSeq names its product large ribosomal subunit protein eL24. Gene Ontology annotation, molecular function: structural constituent of ribosome; mRNA binding. Gene Ontology annotation, biological process: cytoplasmic translation. Gene Ontology annotation, cellular component: cytosolic large ribosomal subunit. The record is from RefSeq and is a predicted model, not a curated record. NCBI's taxonomy places the organism in Eukaryota, Viridiplantae, Streptophyta, Magnoliopsida, Brassicales, Caricaceae.
UUCCUUUAGGGCUUUCAUUUUCUUUUUUUUAAUUCGAUAAUUGUACGAUAUAUAUACUGCGUCUCCUAUUUUAUGUUCUAGGGUUUCCGCAGAAAGGAGGAACAACAGCAGCGGCUAGCGGAGUAGCAUCCAUGGUUCUCAAGACGGAACUCUGUCGUUUCAGUGGGGCCAAGAUAUACCCUGGGAAAGGCAUCAGAUUUAUUCGUUCUGAUUCUCAGGUUUUCCUCUUUGCCAACUCAAAAUGCAAGAGGUACUUCCACAAUCGUUUGAAGCCAUCGAAGCUGACCUGGACUGCCAUGUACAGAAAGCAACACAAGAAGGACAUUGCCCAAGAGGCUGUGAAGAAGAGAAGACGUACCACCAAGAAACUGUAAUUCAGGUCCAUUGUGGGUGCGACCUUGGAAGUUAUCCAAAAGAGAAGAGCUGAGAAACCAGAAGUUCGUGAUGCUGCUAGGGAAGCUGCUCUCCGUGAAAUUAAGGAACGGAUCAAAAAGACAAAGGACGAAAAGAAGGCAAAGAAGGCUGAAGUGAUGUCAAGGCAACAGAAGACGGGAAGCAAGGGUAACGCUCCUAAGGGCGCUACAGGUCCCAAAAUUGGUGGUGGUGGAGGGAAACGCUGAGGUAUUUUGACAGUUGGUUGCAGGUAUAGGGGCAGUAUGUUUUUAAUUUCGAAGGUUUCACCGGGUACUGUAAACGGAUUUUGCAUUUUUGUUAUUCUAUAUUGAUUACUUGUUGUGUUGAAUGGAUUUCUGGUUAUUUAAUGGAUCUUUGGCUUUACUAA